UAAAGAUGGGUAGUCAGAAUACCUAAUGCAAAGCGAGUGGUCAGUUCCCGCUCCUCGAAGAUUUGAAUGUAACGCCUGUGUGGCGGUUCAAAGAAGUUGGCAUUCCAGACUUGCGCGUCCAUUGCAAAAAAAAAUUCCUACACUUCUGCUUCUCGGAGUUUUCGCUUCCAUUAGGCGACGUCAAUAAUCGCGAAAUGAUGCCCGAAAAACCGCUGUGAAAGGUGAAACAUAAAAUAGAGUGAACACCUUUUGUUGAAGUGAAUUUUAUCUGCCACACGGAAGAAAGAGGCUUGCUGCAACCGUUUGUUGCACUUCGUUUUCGCGUCGCUCCUCGGCUUCCCCAAACCCAAGCCACAGCUGCUCUGCUCAAAUUGGCCUGAAAAAUGUCCCUCGAUGGUGCCCGGCUGCACUAUGUGGACAAGGAUGGCGCUGUCGUGGUGGUGCCCGCCAAGGGUCGCUCCUUCCAGGUCGGCGCCUACCUAACCUGCGACUUGCUCCUCGGCGGCGAGCAGGGAGAGCGGCUGAUCUGUGAAAUAAUGCGCGACGCUUCCGGCAGGGUGUACCUGUACAAUAAGUCCAUAAGUGAGACCAUUCACUUGGACGACAAGGCCAUCUUGAAGGACAAAAAGCGACCGCUUCUGCACGGCGGCCGAAUCAAAAUCUUCGAUCAAGACUAUACUUGGGAGUUCCCAAAAAGUGACGAUGCCGAGGAUGUACCAGGCACUCCCGAGCGCUUGUUGCCCGCCGAGCAGGGCUCCAAUUCCUGCCCAUCGCUCAAGUCCCACCGACCGCAGAUCGACAAGCGCCUCACCGUACACAACUUCCACUACAGCAUUAAUUCGGACGACGAGGGCAACACGUCCAUAGAGUCGCGGGACCAAGACGAGUCCCUCGCUGAACCCGAGAAUGACCUGAACUUGACGGCGCCACCCAGCAUGGAGCCCACAACCUGCGAGACGCCCAAGGUGGAUCUGGUAGAAGCCACACAGAACAAGGAAAACACCACCUCGACGCCGGCUAGUCACCAGAAGCUACUUAAGCUAUGUGGUCGCUCCGACGUGGUCAUCACAUCGUUCUCUCCUCGUGAAACGGGAGUUAAGAUUGAAAAGUCCUUCACCUGCGUACGCAAGCCAGCUGUGGCGACCACACCGAACGUAUCGACACCCAAGAGCGCGUACAGUACACCGAAGGGAGUACUCUCGGAGCUAAACGAUGACAGCUGCAGCCGCGAUCUGAUGGACUUCAGUACACCCUCCACCUCACAGAAGGGCAAGCGCGAGUCGUCAAUGUAUUUGAUCGACCUGACUACGCCCUCGAAGCUACGGCAAACGACUAACGCCAAACAGCUGCCAACACCAAUUAGCGUGGACAGCACUGACGAAUCCUCCGAUGGCUCGCCGAUGGUCAUCGAUAUAACCAACUCGGCAACACCACCCUCGCCCGCAGUACCCCAAGCUAAGCAGGACAACCAGACACCCCGGCGGCUGGUGGCCGGCACACCUAAACGUACACCCCAAUCCCUAAUGAAGCGGGCCCUGCUCACCAGUACGAAAAAGCAGAUCGCAGAAAAGCACAAUGGUCCUGGCGUGAAAGGCUCCCCCUCAGCGGCUGCCACUCCCACUCCCAAGCGCAUGUCUCUGCUGGAGGCGCGUCGCCAAUGCCUAACAACGCCGCGCCGCCUGCCAUUCCAUCCACACCGUCAGACGCCCGUGCACCACCGAUCUGGAAGCCAUGAAUCGGAUAGGAACAAACCACCGAAAACUUCGCCCCGUAAAAAACACUCCCAGAACCUGAGCACUCCUCGCGAAAACAAGCUCUCCCAGCUUCGAAAGAGUCUCGCCGCGUCUAAGCGCAGCCCCGCCGUAGAUAAGAGCAACAUGCUGGUGGCCAAGGCAUGCCGAUCACUUAACUCGCCCAAAGGUGGCUCUCCCAAGCCGGGCUCCCCGAAGCCCGAGUCGCCGGUGAAUCGCCUAACUUUCAACACGUCUCAACGGAAGUGUUCCACUCCGGAAAAGAACGACGACUCAACCUCAGAGUUAAGCCGCACCUUCACCGUGUUGGAUGACAACCAGGGCGAGGAGAAGGAUAAGGCGAUAUCGGUGGUCGAAGCGGUGGCAGCCAUCGUCUCCGGGGAACUGGAGGUCAGUUUUCAAAUUGAAGAUAAUGUGAGAGCUCUGGAAAAGACUCUACAACUACAAGAGACAAAAACAAGCAGUGUUGCAACUGAUUUUGAGUCGGAGGAGAAAGAAAGAGCGACACAAGCUGAACCAGCUGAGGAAAAUAUGUCUGUUGACGCAACAAAAGAACAAGAGAGUCCAAUAGAUGCAGUCCCCGUUGUCGAGUCCCAGCCAUCAAAAGCUUUGGAAGACCAAUGCGUCGAAGAUCCCGAAGAGAAUCCAGAAAUCGCUCCCGUUAUAGAAGAGAGCAUUUGCGAAGAGGUUCAUGUUGAUAUUCCUGAGAAGAGCCAUGACGAAGCAGAAAAGAUCGUUGAAGUAAUUGACGACAUUAUUUGUGAAGAGGUGCCCGCUGAGAAAGUUGUCAGCGAGGAAGAGGUUUCUCAAAGAAGGAAUGAAGAAACUCCGACCGCACAAACGCCAGUUACCCGAAGGAGUUCUCGACGCCUAUCUGUUGAUCAGAGAGCGGUGGCCACCACCCCAAGGCGUAGCACCCGAAGGGCCUCCAUGGAGGCAAGCAAAAAAGCUGAGACAGAUACAACCAAAAAACUAAAACGGAGAGCCUCCUACUCCGCGGUUGAGAGGCAGGAAGUCACUACCCCACGUCGUAAGCGUCGCACAUCGGAGGACAUGUCAACGCCAACGCGCCAAUCGAUGCGUUUAUUAAACACUCCCAAGAAGACCUUGGCCGUGGAUGAGUCUGUUGGCGACAUGGGAAUCAUAGUGGAGGAAACUUCCCAUGAUGAAGGGGAGAUAUCUGCUGUUGCCGAUGACGAAGAUUACGGUAACGAGUUGCCGGGCGACGAGGUGGACAAGGUCGACUACCACGGUCUUAGGGACUUGCUAAAAACGCCAAAGAGCUGCAGCACGCCGCGGUUCAAGGGGCUGAGAGAGAUGAUGCAGACACCGAAAGCUCCCGCUUCGCCAAUUUUGGACAAUAUCGAAGAGAUGCUUGAAAGCUCUGCGGGAAGCACUCCCCACCAUAAGAGCAGCUCUGUUUCUGUGGCUCAUGUCACUAUAGAAGGCGGGAAACUGCUAGACAGAGUUCUCAAGACUCCCAGCGCCAGAAACAUAAUGGUGCCCAAUGAUCCAGCCAGUGCCGUCCUCAAGUCUCGCACGGAUUCCGUAGCUCCACCUACUACCGAAUACAACUUGAGCAUGGGAAACGCAACGCUGCACCUGGACAAGAUCUUCGACGAUGUGGCAAGGAGCGCAGACGACACCGAAGUCGAGAUCAAUGUUACCACUGUCAGCAGUGUUGCAGAUCCACUUGGUGCAACAAAACAGGACGACACUAUCUCGUCCGAGGCCCUGAUGAGUGUCUGCACCACCGGUAAUGAGAGCAUCCGCAAGGAUCCGCUGACCAGUACAACCUACAAGGGAGCAUUGCAAGCGGAUCAGCUCCUUGGCACUAAAACCGACUACAGACCUGUAUCACCCGAUGUCGGCGAAAUGAGCGGCAUUCAACUUCUGGACCAGACUUCGGAUUCAAUGUUCUCCGAACCUUUGAUGGUGUCAGCUGUGGAUUCUUGUGACAUAACCGUGGAAGAGACGAAGGCGGACGUUCCUAUCAACCCAGUAGAAGGACAUGCCGAGGACACGCAUGAUCGCUCCGAUACAGACUCUAAUGUAGGUCUGACGGAGCCUCUUGUCUUGAGCGAUGAUGAUGAGGAGGGCUCAGGAUCCCAUGCAACGCCUAAGAAGUCUAAGGACCAAUCGGCAGCAGAAAAACAUAAUGAUACAUUUGAAGGGCAGUCUAUAGAGUACACUCUGGAAGAGUCUAUUGCUCCGGAAGUAUCUAAAAAGGACAAUGAUAAGGCAGAUGCCAUAGCUGAGGCAUCCGAGAAACUAGAAGAGUCUCAGAUUGAGAUCUCGUUGAUUAAGGCAGAAGAAAGUGCAGCCGAGAGCAUCGAAAAUGGAACCAAGCUAACCGAUAAGUCGUUGGUCAUUGAGCUCGAUGAUUCAAGUGACACCGAAGCACCGCCUAAAGCUACCAAUGAGUCUGCAACUGUUGAUUUGACAAUUCUGGAGUCUGAGGCCGUGCUAUUGGAAGAAGCAUCUGUCGUAGAAUCAGAGGUUUAUUAUCUGGAUUCAACAGUGGAGAGUCGUUCAGAAAAUCAAUCGCAAAAUAUCGACUUGACAGUAGAUAUUUCAAAAUCAAGGGAUAUUCUUGCUAAUGACACUUUAGAAGAGGUCUCUAUUUUAGCCUCCACGGAAGAAGAUGCUGAACCUUCUGAAAAACCGACAGAAAGUAAUUCUCAACUGAAGCCUGCCACUGUCGAAGACGAAGUUCAAGAACUUCCAGUUGAGGAUCAACCAAUUCCUGAUGUAUCAUCGGAGAGCAAAUCCUCUCCGGAAAAGGCUGAUCAACUGGUUGCUGAAGCAAGCGAUACAAGCACUUGCAUUGAGCAGCCAAGUCUAUCGGAACAGAUUCCUGACGAUAACCAAGAUGUAGCCUUCGAAUUACCAGCCGAAGAUGUUAAAGCUGAUGCAUCUUUGCUUCAAGAAUCCAUUACUUCAGAGGAUGUGGAAACUGGUCCCAUUACUAUCGAAGAGAUCUCUGAGACCCCCUCAACGGAUAAGGAAAUUUUAUUAGAUUCAGCCAAAGAGGAGCACAAAGACGGAGUAGCAGGAGACGAUGGACCUCCAAAGUCAACUGCUAAUGGCAAUGAGGAGAGUCCUUUGGCGUCUCAAACAGAAAGUGAGUCUACUGCUCAACAGACCAAAGAAAACGAAACUGAGAAUGUCUCAUCAGACCUUACAGUGGGGGCAUGCACCGCCGUAGUUAAGGAUGCCUCGGAGGAUUCUUUAGUUGCUGAUAAAUCAGCCAAGGAUGAUGUGGGAUCUGGGAAUGGUGCGAACGAAAUUCAGAUUCAUUCCUUGGAUGAACCUGCCGGUCAAAACCACUCUGAGGAAUCCAAUAAAGCGGAUGCUUCAGAUGAGAAAACCGGAAAUCCUGAAACGGAGAUCCAAUCUGUGGACGAAAGUCAUGCAACCCGAGUCCUAGAAGAAACCACCACUUCAGUUGGAUACACUGAGGAUGCAGACACAGCUUCUGGAAUAAAUUCCGCAGAAGUAGAGACAUCUGCUAAUAACGAUAGUGAUAUUUGUUUUGUGGACGAUUCUCUCUGCCAAGGCGAUGCAACCUCUGGUGACGUCGAAAACUCUGAUGAAAAGACGCAAGAAAAUGAGACGCCCUUGAGCACUGAUUCUUUAUUGGAAUCUUCAGGUCUUGCCUCGUUCACUGACAAGGAUACUUCCAACCAAUCAUUGGACAGAUCCUUACCACAAAUCCCAGAAGACAAAACCGCUAUUAAUGCCAAAGAAUCUCUUGAGAAAGCAGAAGGUGCAGAUGAGGCAGCUUCCUCCCAAGUUUCUUCAAGCCCAGAUAACGAACUUGUGGUACUUCCUGCAGCCGAACCUCCAAGCCAAGCUCAGAAAACCGAAGAUUCCGAAGAUGCCGAAGAUUCCAUUGCGAAGGCAGAAACAGAUACUCAAGGCAUGAACGACAUCUCUUCUGCGUCUGAUGGAAAGACUUCAGCGGAUAUUGUUGAAAAUGUACUCGAAGACUCAUUGUUUGUGGCAACACCCGAAAGCGACAAUGUCCAGGUGAAUAGCGUCCAGGAAACCAAGUCGUCAAUAUCAGUUCGAGAGGAAUUAGUUGAAGAUGCUGCUGAUAAUGAAGAGUCCAUUGCCGAACUCACUAGGGAAAGCCUACCGCCCGCCAGUCUGGAAACUACAGAAGUUGAUCCCGAAGAGAAAUCUGAAAUUAUUCAGCUGGAUGCCGCCGAGCCUACCGAUCAACCUGCUGAAGACCCGCCAUCUAAAGAAAAUUCUGAUGCUUCGCCUGCAACCGAAGUGAUUUCUGCUGAAGAAGUUGAAACACCAGCCAGCCAAGAAUCCUUAUCUGACACCAACAAAGAUUCGAAUUCCAUCGAAGAAGCUAACGAUGUAUCUUUUGCUGAAGUUUCUACAACUGAAGGAAAUCUGGAACUUGAAGAGCAGUCCGCAUUAGGAAACGCUGCUGAAGAAGUUCCAGAAAUCAAUCAGCCCGAAGAACUUGAUGCCCCUUCAACGGAUGUUUCUCAACCGUGCAUCGAUAUCACAGACGACAUGGAUAUCUUAGAUGAUGUUGAUGCGGAGAGCACGAAACCAACUGAGGUUAAAGAAGUUACUGAAGAAGUCACUUUAAACACCGAAACUCUGAGCAACACCUGCAAGGAAUUAGAACCCAAUCCUGCAGAAGAUGUUCCUUCAACAGAGUCUAUAAGGGACAUCGAUAUCACAGACGACACUGACAGUCAAAAUAAAAAACCCAUUUCUUCUGAUGAAGAAGUUCCUGAAAAGAAGGAAGAUGCCCUAAAGACCGAAACUGGUCCGAGCAACACACCCAAAGAAUUGGAAACAAGUCAGCCCGAAGAACUUGAUGCACCUUCAACGGAGUCCAUUGCGGAUCAGUCCUGCAUCGAGAUCACAGACGACACAGAGAGCCUGAAUAAUGAUUUAGAAACCACAAAACCAACUGCGGCUUGCGAAGAAGUUGUUACUGAAGAUAAUGAAGUUACUUGCCCGGAGGACGUCCUCAAGGAAUCGGUUUCCGAUCAACCAGAAGUACUGGAUGCAUCUUCAACGAAGUCGGAUCAACCCUGCAUCGAUACCAUUGACGACUCAGAGAGCCUACAUAAUGUUGAUUCGGAGAGCAUAACACCAGCUCAGGCUAAUGAAGUUACCGAAGAAGCUGCUUCUAAGACCGAUACUUGUCCGGACGAAGCACUCAAGGAGCCAGAAGAACUUGUUGCACCUUCAGCAAAGGCCGAUCAACCCUGCAUCGACAUCACAGACGACACGGACACGGAGAGCACAGAACCAACUCGAGCUAAAGAAGUUACUGAAGAGCAUGAAGUCACCUCUGAGGCCGAAACUCGUCCGAGCAAAACACCCAAUCAGCCAGAAUCUUGCAUCGAUAUCACAGAUGACGAGGAGAACCUUAAUAAUCUAGACUCAGAGAGUGUGAAACUUCCUGGGGUUUGUGAUGAAGAUGUUACGAAAGAGCCGGAAGUUACCAUUCCCGCCGAAUCUUCUCCAAGUAACGCCAUCAAUGUAUUUGCAGCUCAAGUGCAAGUUCCGGAUAGUAGCAGUAUCGUUCCAGAAUUUGCUAAUAAUAUCAGCUUAACUGAAUGUCACGAAACUGAACAGGAAAAACAAAAUAAUGCAAUUAUUAUUGAAGAUGAUCGGCUCCCUGAUGAAGAAGCUUGUGCUCAUGAAUCCAUAAAAUUGGCGGAGAAUUCCCUCCGACAAGUGGAAGACUCCCCUGUCGCCGCCAUAACUGAGACGAAUCCCGUGAUUGAAAUAGACGAUUCAAGUUCAAGCCAACAGGAGUUUGCCAAAACAGCGGAUAAGCCGGAAGUCAGCGUCGAUGAGAUUAAAUCGUCAUCAAAUGAAUCAGACACUAACAUUCCUGAUUUGGAUAUUGCAACUGUGCAAGAGUCUGCCAUCGAGGAUCUCCCCGUGGAUGACAACAUUUCCCAGGAAAGCGAAUCUUCCGAGAAAGACAUAAUUCCCCCAGCCACUCCAAUGGAAGAAGAUCGAGAAAAGCAUUCCCAGACAAUGGAUGUCCAUUCGGAGUUGAAAACAAAUGUAGAUCAGCCCGCGAAUCCAUUGGACAUCGACCAUUCUAAAGAGGGUACAGCCGCCACUGAUUCAAACAUUGUGACGAUUAGUUCAGAUGACGAAUCUGAAGAUUCUCCGAAGGAAGUCAUCCAAACCCCUUCAAAGGAGAAAGAAGCCACUCCAAACUUGACUAAUAUUGAAACCCCAAUUGAAACUGCAGAAGAUCCAACGCCAGAAGCAGCAGCAGUAUCCCAUUCCAUUCCGAAGCCAUCUGUCGAUGAGGAAGAAGCACCCAAGGAGGAAAAACCUGCUAAGAGGACGACCAGGAAGGGGUCGGCCCAUGCCGAUCAAUCCAAUGAAGCCAUUGACUUGACGAGGACAAAGAGACGAGCCCGGAAGCCAUCGGCUGAAGUGGUGGAAGAAUCAAAUGACCAUAAGGAGGAAUCAGUACCGGAGAACUCCCGGCGGCGACUCAGAAAACCAUCGAAGGAAGUUGAAGAAAACAAGCAUGAAGAUGUUUCUAAAUCCACCAAAGGCAAACCGAAGCUACGCGGACGUACACCGUCAUCCGAGGUUGCUGAAGAAGUGGAACAUGUUCAAGAACACAAAGCGGCAGAUGAUUUACCGCCCAUUGAGGAAGAGGCGCUUGAAUCUUCUACAAUCAACGAGCUACAAACUCCGAUUGAAAAGGGAAAUAGCGACGAAAAAUCAGAGGAGCCUAUUAGUUCUGAGGAUAGCAAAAAUUCUGAAGAAUCCCUGCAGACAAUAGCUGAGGAAGUUGCGCCCAAGAACGAUGCUGGUGCGGACCACGCAGGAGAUCACGAGGAGCCCAAAAAACGACGUGGUCGCAAGCCGUCGGCAGAUGUGGCAAGCAGUACCUCAAAGGACCCUGCGAAGGAUGCUGCAACGGAUGACUCUGAAACUCACAAGGUGGAGCAGGAACUGCCUUCUAUACAUGAAGCGCCUGAGUCACUUGAUCAUGCUGAAAAACCAAAACGUCGCGGACGCAAACCAUCAAACAACGUCGUCCACGCAGACGUAGAGAAACCCAGACGAAGGGGAAGAACUCCAGCGGACCCUGAAGAGCCAACCGAAAAGAAGCCACGAAGAAAUCUGCGCAAAGCCUCGGCGGAGCCUACCGAUCCGAAUGUGGUGCCAGAAAAUGAACCUCUGGAGAAUAUUGACGAGAAGGAUGUUCCACAACAAGAGGAAUUGAAGCCAUUGACCGAUGCGGAAGCUUCUGCGGAGACUAAAGAGGAGAGUGCUACAACAACUGGGCCACAAGAUGCCCUGCCACUGCAGGAGAAGGAAGAAACCAAGCCGCGUCGACGGGGUCGAAAGCCAACUGCAGAAUCCGCAGAGAUUCCAUCCAAAACAGACUUGGUAAAAUCCGUGGUCGAUGAGAAAGCUGGCACUGCAUCAGAACCAGAACAAGAGGCCACGAAACCGUUGCCAGAAAAGGAAGAACACAAGAUCCGACGACGUGGUCGCAAGCCGACGGCGGAGACAGUGGAGCUGUCAUCCAAGGAAGAACCAAAUCUUGUUCCAGAGGCUUCGAAGCCGCUGGCGGAAGAAGCAGAGCAUAAACCACGUCGUCGUGGUCGCAAACCCACGGUAGAGCCAGAGGAUAUGUCAACUAAGAAGGACUUGCUACAUUCCGGGGCAGCGGAAAAGUCUGCUACGGCAUCAGAGACUGAACCAGAGCCGGUGGUGCCGGUGCCGGUGCCGGAAGAAGAGCCAAAGACGCGACGACGAGGCCGCAAGGCCACGGCAGAAACAGUGGAGAUUGCAGCAACGGCAGAGGCGAUACAUUUGGAACCGGCUCCAGUUGUGACGGCGCGUAGACGCGGGCGAAAGGCCACGGAAGACGAUGACCACUCAUCCGUGGAGUCGAAACCAAAACGUCGCGCUCGCAAUGCCUCCGUGGAGGAGGUGAAACACGAUGUCCCGGUGAACCUUCAAGUGGAAGCUACUCCAGUGGUGGAGGUAGCAACCGAGGUGCUUGAAAAGAAGCCGGCUCGCCGUGCUCGCAAAGCCUCCACUAAUGUGGACGAGGCGACACCAGUUAAGAAGACAACUGCCAGACGUGCACGGAAGGCAGAUGCGACUCACGAAGACGAACUGGAGAAGCGGAUCAACUUGCACGAUCUGCCCACAGAGCACGCGGAAGCCGUCGUUGUCACAGGGGCUUCGCUUAAGAAGAAUGCUCAGGAGCCGGCAUCCAGUGGGGAGGCUGCCGAAGAAGAGAUCACACCGCGCCGUCGUGAAGGCCGUAACCUGCCUCGCAAAAACUAUGACGAGACCUCCGACGAGGACAAGCCGAGCUCCUCGCUUCGCCGAGCACGAAAGCCCGCAGUUAUCAAGGCUCAAGUGGCCGAGGCGCCGUCAGUGUCGCCCCAAAAGAUUGAGGCGCCACCAGUAUCGCCCCAAAAGAUUACGCCGCCGCCAAUGACACCCCAAAAGAUUGAGUCGCCGGUUGAGGAAGCUGCCACACCAAUAAACACUGUGGCCCCACCGGAGCCGACGACCUCGCAACGCCGUGAGGGCCGCAACUUACCCCGCAAGAAUUACGCCGAAGCGCCGGAUGAGGACAAGCCCUCGUCGCGUAGUCGCCGGGUGCGCAAUCCGACUGUUAAAGCACUCGAGUUGAUUGUAAACUCCUCCCCGCGACCAGCAACACCAAAAAAACGAAAGGGAAAGGCUGCUGAAGUUGAGGAACCGCAGGAGAAAAAGACUGCCCAGGAGGCACCAGAACCACUAGCCACUGCCGAACCGGAGCCAGUUGUCCCAGCUUCGAAGGCUCGUGGUGGACGCCGCAAGGCCGACGAGGUUCCUGUAGUCGAAACUCCGGAAACGGAAGCAGAGACAAAGCCAGCGAAAAAGAACGCACGCGCCACAGCUCGAAAGGCCAAAGUUGAGACUCCGGCGGAGGAGCAACAACCACCCAUCAAAAAGAGCCGUGUUGCGUCCCGCGCCAAGACGCCAGUUCCAUCGUCGGAAGACGUAACCACUGAUCCAGAAGAGCCGGUCAAGAAACCCGCCGCUCGGAGCCGUGCUCGCGGUGGCGCCAAAGCUGCUGCUGCUGCUGUUGUGGAGGAACCUCACCCACCCGCCCAGGAAUCCGAAAGCGAAGCUCCAGCCCCGACAGCAGCGCGCAGUGGACGUGCUCGAAAGGUGCACUUUGAGGCCAUUAUCACUCCCGAGGAGGCAUCCAGCAGCGAAGCGGCUCCCAAACGAGCCACUCGCUCCCGCCGGAAGUAAUUCAAUUGAGUUUGAUUCCAUCGUUUAGCAUAUUCUCCUAUAAAUAUUUUUUUAUCCAUUUGUUAUUAUUUAAAUCAGUUUUGUAAAAAUGUUUGGAUUUGUGGAAAUUUCGAGUCACGAUUAUUGUAAGUUAUAUUGUUAAUCCGCAUGUCUAUCAUUCGCAUGUCAUUGGCUCGCUUUGAACGGAAAUAAAAAACACCUUAAUAGGCCUAAGUAUGGUACCAUAAUAAUUAAUCAUAGCUGUAAUACAAUUUAUCGCAAAUCCCUAAAAGAUAAUAAAGAAAACCUAAAAACAA
This is a messenger RNA of Drosophila ananassae, 11341 nucleotides long. RefSeq names its product microtubule-associated protein futsch. NCBI's taxonomy places the organism in Eukaryota, Metazoa, Arthropoda, Insecta, Diptera, Drosophilidae. Gene Ontology annotation, molecular function: protein binding. The transcript has 7 exons. The coding region runs from base 384 to 11045 and encodes 3553 amino acids. The record is from RefSeq and is a predicted model, not a curated record.